This is a messenger RNA of Daphnia magna, 5504 nucleotides long. Its product is annotated as glutaredoxin domain-containing cysteine-rich protein CG12206. The record is from RefSeq and is a predicted model, not a curated record. The coding region runs from base 3507 to 4910 and encodes 467 amino acids. The transcript has 5 exons. Lineage: Eukaryota; Metazoa; Arthropoda; Branchiopoda; Diplostraca; Daphniidae. Gene Ontology annotation, biological process: sensory perception of sound.
CUUCCCUGUUUGUUGUGGAUUAUUAUUGGCAGCAAAAAUUGAUAAACCUUUUCUUAACAGAUUUUUCAUGUUGCGUUUAAGAUGCACUUUCGAUGAGAACUUUCUUCUUUUUUUACUCGACGAAGAUGGAGGAAAAUAAAGCGUGCAUAGAGAGAAAGGAGAGAUCUUCCAAAAAUGACCCAGGGUGGUGAAAAUCUCAUUUUAUUUUUGUUGAUGCGAACCAAAAAUCUUUUGCCAAAUUACACCGGUCACGCAUAGUUUCAUUUUUUAGGGUAUUUUGUUCUUUUUUCCCCUGUUGUGAUGGGAAAAUGUUUGUCGGUUCAGCAAUCAUUGGCUCUACUUACCAAAAGAAACUCGCAUCUCUUUCUGAUCGACUGAUUAUUUUGGCUACACGCACCGCACUUUUAUCUUUGCUAGGAAUCUACGUGGCCUUGGCGUUCAGCCGUUGUUGACAAAACGUAUCCCAUUAGACGACAAAACACCCUGCCUUCAGACUGUUAUAUCAAGAACACACAUGGCGCCAUAUUGCCAUCAAUUAAUGGAGCAGGGACUCAUUAACAUAUUUGUUAUAUCGAAAACCAUCUAAUCUCGCAGAACACUAUGUUUGACGUCACUGCUAUUUUCCAGAGAACGUCAAAGAAGAUAAAAAGCAGGAUCCACCCUCAGUUGUGCUGUAUUACGUCAUUCCAACACUCGUGACGCUGGCCGAUAUAACCCAUUAUAUUUUAUUUUAAGACGCUCUCUCUCCGAUGAUCCACUACCUUUGGCGGUGUAGCUGGACCAACAGAAAAAAAGAAAUGAUGAUGGAUAAAAGGACCUCAUGCACAAAUAUAAAAAGAGGACGGCAAUCAGCCCGACUCUCGAAUGAAAACACACACAAAAAAAUGAGUAGAUAAUAGAAGAUUAACCAGGUCACAUUCAUUAUAAAUCAAAAAGAUGAUGCUGCGGUAAAUCUACGUGAUGGACUACAUUUUUCUUCCCCUCCCCCCCGUGCGUGUGUCUACGUGUUGGUCGAGGCUAUAUCCUUCAGCAAUAGAUAAGAAAUGCAUCCAGCGUAACCAACGAUAUAGCCCUUUCUUGCUCGUUCUACUUUUUUUUUUUCUGGCGGAGGUGCUCAGCAUCAGAAUGUUCUCGGCAGAAGAGGAAAAAAAAAAACGUUGGUGUCAUGCUUGAGCAGGUGGCUCUCCAUCAAAUAAAGCAUCGACUGAACGGACCAAGACAGAAUUGAAGAAAUCCGUUCUAAAUGAUGCCCGACUCGGCUGCUGUGACUGAACGGAAAUUUUCUAUCGGUUUAAGCGUUCGUUUUUUUUGGGAGGGGGAGGGGGAAACAGUUAUGGCCAAGAGCGAUGGAUGAAAAAGAGGGUCAUUUAAUCUUGGGAAAAAAAGAGAGAGAUAUAAAAAAGUAUAGGAAGAUGAAAAUCAGCAUCCAAGCGGAAUCUUGAUGUAAGAAACUUUCGCUAAACGCUGAUGGAGGAGAAAUCUCUUCAAGUAUGAAAUAAACGUCACAACUUUCUGUGACAUAUAUUUCAACUUAUCUAAAUAUAUGCCUACAUAUAAAACUACUCAUUUAUUGGCAAAUGUUCGUUCAGUUUCACUUAUUGGUUUACAAGAAACUCUCGCGGGCCUCUUUAAGUUUUUCUUGGGGUAGAAAAAGAUUUGCGAUGGUUCAUUUCAUUUGGAAGAAAUUCAAAAGAAAAUCUUGGCCACGAAAGAGGUUGAACGACAUUUCCAGGGAGACUUGUUCGCUUUUGUUUUGUUUUUUCCAGGCGGCCUUUCCCAUGGGCUCCGUCGAUUGUUGUUCAACAGGUAUAUACACAGCACCAAACUAUCAGGGAGAAUGGCAAGUGUGAAUCGUGAAACUAACCUGAAAUGAUUAGAGAGAGUAUAAUUACAUCAUUCAGUCGUUUAAAAUUUCGAGUCACGAACAGAGUGAUAGCGAAUUCAAUAACGUGCAUCGCUUGGCUUUGAUUGUUGCACCGGUGCACAAAUCAAAUACAACUGAGCACCGAUUGUCUUGUAUAAAACAUCAAAAAAAGGGAAAGAAAUGAAUCCCAUCCAAGCAUUAAACCUCCUCGCCAGCACUCAAGCGACUGUCAAACAUGUGCAACGAUGUCUAUAACCCCUGUUGUACAAAAGCUCUUGCCGAUUGCAUUGAACAAUCUGAAAAACGAAAAAUUGCGUUUCGUUUCGAAAGAAUAGAAGCCUCAAAAUCUAACAGUUCUAUCGCACUUAACCAUUGUUGAGCAUUUAAUAUUUUUCACUUAACGGACCAACUCUCUGCUUAUAAUCCCGUUUCAAAUGGAAUACCCCAAUCUAACCGCACACACUUUGUUCUUGUCUAUCGGAUAUUUCCCUUUUCUUAUUGAUAUGGGAUUUAGCGUUUGCCUCUCUCUUUCUUUUGGCACAAGUCUCGUCCGUUAUAUCCGUUUUCAGCACGGAAUUCUAAUAAACGCAAGUUCUCUUUCUAUCAAGCAAAAUGUAUACGUUUAUAGCAAUAGAGCCUUUCGGUCAAACGCAUCCGCUUUUCAACGUGUCGUGCAUUAACGGCAUAAUCAUUGGGCCAAACGACGAGGCCGAGGACUUCAUCUCAACUAAUUGUGGAUUCGAUUGUUCAUUAACCAAAGAGGAGGCCAUUAAAGUUAUCAGUUCGCUAUUGUUCGUCUAUGUAAUUGUCCAACUAAUAGAGCCUCAUCCUUCCGGCAUUUCAAAACGGACACAGUCUGGCACCACAAGAUGACCAUCAGCAGCUCCAUUUAUACAUCCACUGUUUCCUUUUCUAUACAGUACAUUCUCUCCAUCCUAACUGUUUCUUUCUUUCUUUCUUAUUCAUAGAGCAGCACUAUGGGCCUUGUGUCGUCACUAUACACAACAGAGUGUAUAGACACCGUACCCGUUAGGUAUGGCAUAGUGGAAGCUAUUGCUCUUAGGGCACUGUCUUCAGGCUCAACACACACCUGUUGUUUCGAACUGCCAGAGCAGAAUGAGAGAGUUUUCGUGUAAAAAAGCCCAACGGCCGGCCGACUGCGAUGGUUAUAUUGUUUGAUGCUCUAUACGUAUAUUUCCACCUGGUGUGUGUCUGCUUUAUCUCUCCUCCCUUUCAAACCUUCUUCUCCUCCUCAUUUUCCUGCCAAUACUAUAUAAGAGAACGGCGUUCCAGUCAGUGUCCCAGUCACUCGUUCACCAACCACCGAGCGCCAUUGUUGUGUACUCGAAAUCAUUUCCAAUAACUGGAAGCAGCUUUCUAUUUUGCCUGUCUCACGUCGCUCUUCAAAGGACAAACAUUUUAACUGUGACUUGAUUAUUGAGUUGGAACACGCCCAAUCGUGACACACACACGCUGCAAGAACGAGAUAAGAUUACACAGUGCGCAUAGAUAAUUAAAAACAACAAGAAAACCAAACAAAAAACGAUCGGGAAAGUGAAACAAACUGCAGACAAGUCCACAUCGUUAUUCACAACUCGCAUCAUUUAAUUUAAAAAAAACGUUAAAGAAAAAAACAUUCGUGAUGACAAAAUUCAAGUGCGCCGAGUACACGAGUUCGGCCGGCCAUCAAAAUCUCAAGUUCCAGUCGUCGGUCACGACUGGAACAGGCGAAUCAAACAAACGACACCAGAGGGAGGAGGAUUCGUCUAGCAGCGUCAGCAGUGCCGGUCAUUUAGAUUUCUAUUAUUUCGCUAACCGGGGCUGCGUGAAUCAGAAAUCGUCUGACGAGGUGAGCACGUUGGACAGCGGAUUAUCGUCCGACACGGAAGGGUUCACUCCGCCGCCGCUGCCGCGUCGUGUCAACAAGAAGGCGGUGGCUGAAUUGCUGGACGAUUCGCAGUCGGACGUCAGCGCCGAUUCCUUGGCGCUCCACGACGACGCCCAAACCGAUUUGACGUCGUUGGCCAGCAGCAUCGAAGUCAGCCCAGCCACGGCUCGUAAAACAGCCAAAGCUCUGCCCAGUAAUCUUUUGACGGAGAUCCGCACCAAAGCGGUGAAACUGCAUCAUUAUCAACAGCCGCAGUCGGUCAAAGAACUGGGCAAAGUCUUGGAUACGCAACUGAAAUUGCAACGCAGCAAGAGCUCGUCCGUUCCGCCGUCGCGAUCACGCAGCCUCGUUUUGCCGAUCCCGCAACCGUUGGCGGCAGCACCGUCGUCCUUCGAUCCGGCCGACGCUUAUUAUCAACGAUUCCACAUGUGCGAAUACGUCGACAUCGGCAGCGCUAAAAACAACAACAACAACAACAACAACAACAGCCAACAGCAUCCGGAAUCGCCCGUCGAUGACCUCAGUUUCGUCGGUCUCAAAGAUAUUUUGAACGUCGAGAAGAGCGGCCAAACGAUCCGCAGCCAUAAGAGCGGCACAGUGCGCGGAGUGCGGAACCGCGUCCGCGCCGGAAUUACCACCUUCCUUCAGGGCAAGACUUUUAAGAGCUACGCUGAACGUGAACACGGCAAAGUGGUGGUGUACACGACGUCGAUGGGCGUCGUCAGGCAAACGUACCAGCGUUGUUUGCAGGUGCAACGCAUUUUAGGCACGUUGCUCAUCAACUACGAAGAGAGGGACGUCUCCAUGAAUCGGCAAGUGCAACAGGAGCUCAAGGAGCGAAUGAAUCGCAAUCGUAUCAUCAUCCCGCAAGUCUUUGUCGAGGGACAACUACUGGGCGAUGCCGACGCUAUUGAGAAGUUGAACGAAACGGGAGACUUGAGACAAAUUCUACGCCGUUACAAGCGCGUCGGACCGGAAACCAUCUGUGAUUCGUGCGGCGGUUACCGCUAUUUGCCGUGCUCCGUCUGUUCGGGUUCUAAGAAAUCCAUCCACCGCAACCACUUUACCGCCGAGUUUGCAGCUCUCAAGUGCAUCACCUGCAAUGAAGCGGGUCUCAUCCGUUGCGUCGCUUGUUCAUCCACUUCAUCACCUGCUUGAUUGAAAUCUACUUUGCGCGUCACCCAUCAAAACCAACGGAAAUCUACACAGACAACAACAACAAACCGGAAAUCUCUUGAACGCACUUCAGUUCUUCCUUUAUGCCGUUUUUUUUUUUUAUUUUUUUAAAUUAGCGAUUAACUUUUUUUAUUUCUUGGAUCUUUGAAAUAAUUCCCUCAUCACAGCACAUUAAUCUUACGUUUUUUUUAAGAAAAUAAUUUCGGUGGUUUUCUUGCAAUUGAAUUUCAACAGUGUAACAUCUUAGAGAUUGAGACUAAAAUUAGACCUAUAAAUGUCCUUUUUUCCCCUUUCUAUACAACAUCGAAUGCGAAACAGCGUAUACAAGAAAAGCAACAAAGAGACAUGUAGAAAGUACAUUUCGAUAUAUACAACUCCAUUCUCCAAUCAUUUAUUUGUGUGUGUGUGUGUGUGUGUACAUGAUCUGUGAUAUGUCGAAUGAAUGUUGAACCUUUCUUUCCCCAAUAAUAAAAGCCGAAGGAAGAGCCGAGAAUGAACAUAGAAAUAUAACAUUUAAACAGUUUUUAUACACUGUCAAAAGGCAAACAGAAAACAAAUAUACUGUAUACUAAACAA